UAUGUGCUGUGCCUAGUUUGAUAAUUGUGAAUACCAUUUUAAUUAUAAAUAUGAAAUUUUCAUUUUGGGUAACUUUGGCUGUGCUGUCAGCGACUGCCAUGUCGGAAACAAUUCUAGAUGGAACACCUUGCGAAAAUACAGUUGUCUGUUUAUCUGACUCUACAUUUUCGUUCUGUUUUUUGAUCAACGAUGGACAAGAAGAAUUACAAGUAGGUAAUUUCACUUGUGCUUCCGGUAAAGAAUGCGUUCAAGGAGCAAACAAUCCUUGCCAUGAAGCUUUAAUAGAAGGACAAACCAAGAAUACUACUUCAAAAUCUUUAGUAGAUUCGUGCGAAACCCAAGGAAUAUGUAAGCACGCCGCCAACAACUGCAACCAGUACUAUGAGCUAGUCCUGCAAAGCUGUCCUUCCGGAGAAUCCUUCAGCCGCACAGAACUGAAAUGCACAUCUGAAGAAGCUUGCACUGAAACAAACAGUUCUACAGAAACGCCAUCAACUCAAAGCUCGCCUUCGAAUGAAGAGGAAGAUUGCGGUUGUACACCACCAACUUGUACUGGUACAGGAAAAUAUCCGUCUGAAAACUGCAGUCAGUACUACGAAUGCAUCGACACUGAUACAGGAUACGAACUGGUGAUACAAACAUGUUCGUCUGGGCAGGCCUUUAACAGAACACAACUCGUAUGUGUUGUUGAUGAGAUAUGUGGACGUGAAAACAAUUCAUCCGGCACGACUUCUUCAGUAGCUUCGACAACACAGGCGACAGUAGUAACUCCACCUACAUGUCUGGAACCAGGGAGACUGCCUUGUCAGGAGUGCAAUCAGUACUACGAAUGCACGCCAAAAGAAGAUGGAUCUUUCGAGAUAUCUCUGGAAACUUGUCCUACAGGACAGGCAUAUAGCAAUACUCAGCAGGAGUGUUUCCCAGAUGAUUCCUGUAUUCCAGUAGUGACAGAAUCGACAACCAUACAUUCAGAAGUUACUCCUCCUACGUGUACUGGACCAGGACGACUGCCUUGUCAGGAGUGCAACCAGUACUACGAAUGUACAGAAAAGGAAGACGGCUCUUUUGAGAUAUCUCUGGAAACGUGUUCCUCAGGUCAUGCAUAUAACAAUACGCAGCAAGAUUGCGUUCCUGAUGAUACUUGUGCUGUGGAAACUAUAGAUACAACAACAAGCGAACCUUGUGGCUGUAAUACAACCGAACCUGAAAUAAUUACAACUACUGAAGCUCCAGUGACAGCUCCAGCAGAAUGUACUUCUGCAAGUAAAUACCCCUCUCAGAACUGUAACCAGUAUUACGAAUGUGUACAAUUCCUAUGGUGGUACUUUUUGAACUUAUACACGUGCCCCUCUGGGCAAGCUUUUGACACUACGGAAUUGUUAUGCGUCGCUAACUACAGAUGUAAUGCAGAAACUGGCAAAAUUGAAUCCGAGACGACAACAAAACCAUCUACUACUUCAAGUACUUCAACCACAACUACUACAACUCCCAUCACUACUACUACAACUCCCACCAGUACUACUACUACUCCCACCGCUACUACUACAGCUCCCACCACUACUACUACAAGUCCCACCACUACUACUGCAAUUCCCAACCCUACUUCUACAACUCUCACCACUACUACUACAACUCCCGACCCUACUACUACAACUCCCACCACUACUAUUACAAUUCCCACUACUACUACGCCCACUACAACGCCUACCACGACUACAACAAAGCCUACUACAACUACAACGACACAAGCAACUCCUCCAUCAAGUUGUACAGGUGCUGACAAGUAUCCUGCUCCCGCGUGCAACCAGUAUUACGAAUGUUUAGAGGUUAUGUAUUGGUACGAAUUAGUAGUCCAAACCUGUGAAUCCGGACACUCCUAUAGUGAAUGCUUAAAGAUCUGCGUCGCAGACGAAACUUGUAAUCCUUAAAUUAUGUUUAAUGUAAAUGUAUUUUCAUUAAUAAAUAUAACUGAAAGCAUAA
This is a messenger RNA of Anoplophora glabripennis (Asian longhorned beetle), 1980 nucleotides long. Its product is annotated as integumentary mucin C.1-like. Gene Ontology annotation, cellular component: extracellular region. The transcript is spliced from 8 exons. The coding region runs from base 51 to 1928 and encodes 625 amino acids. Gene Ontology annotation, molecular function: chitin binding. The record is from RefSeq and is a predicted model, not a curated record. Lineage: Eukaryota; Metazoa; Arthropoda; Insecta; Coleoptera; Cerambycidae.